AAUCGGGGAUUCGUCAAGUGUUCUCUUGAGCAUGCGUGAAUUAUCUUCCGAGCAUGCUCAAUUUCGCCAAGGACCAGAUUUGCCGGGGUUCUAGCGCUGGGCAUCGGGUCAAGUUUUUGCGAAUCCCGCCAUCCCCCACUCCUUCCCCCACAGCUGGUUUCCGGUCGGGCUGUGGCGGGGAUCAGCUUGGAGAUUGUCGGUUCUCCUAAGAUGGCGGACGGAGGCGACGGAGCAGGAGGGAUGGCUGAAACGGGCGACGCUGUCCCCGUGAAACCCUCGGAAUUGGCCAGGUGGUGGAAUGAGAAACUUGACUUUCAUACUGCCUUUUUUCAACAUCUGGCAAAAGUUGUUCCAGACAUUUAUUUUGAUGAAAUGGAUCCCUUGCCAGAGAAGGAGGAAGAAAUCGCCCAGAUGACCAUACUUGACCCUCUGGAGUGGUAUCUGUUUGGCAAAGAUCCAGAUAACUGUCUGGAGAAGCUACGACAGAGUGGCAUUCCUCAAUUGUGUGGGAAGGUGUUCAAAGGUGGAGAGACAACAUAUUCCUGCAGAGACUGUGCAAUUGAUCCAACUUGUGUACUUUGCAUGGAUUGUUUCCAGAAUAGCAUUCACAAAAAUCAUCGUUACAAGAUGCACACUUCCACUGGAGGAGGAUUUUGUGAUUGUGGGGAUGAAGAAGCAUGGAAGACUGGACCACUUUGUACAAAUCAUGAACCUGGAGCAGCAGGAAGCACACAAGAGAAUUUGGAAUGCCAGCUGAAUGAAGAGCUAAGAGCACAAGCGAGAAAAAUAUUUCCUUCAGUGAUAAAAUAUAUUGUAGAUAUGACUGUUGGGGAUGAAGAGAAGGAGCUGCCUUCAGAGCUUAUGACAAGUAGAGAGAAGACAGACAAACACUACUGUGUACUUUUCAAUGAUGAACAUCAUUCUUAUGACCAUGUUAUCUAUAGUCUACAAAGAACUCUUGGCUGUGAGCUUGGAGAGGCCCAAUUAUAUACUGCUGCCAUAGAUAAAGAGGGUCGAAAGACUGUUAAGGCAGGGUCAUAUGUUGUUUGCCAGGAAGCAAAAGAAGAUAUUAAGAAACAUUCGAACAAUGUUUCCCAAGGUCCUCUUAAUGUGAAGGUUCUUCAUGCUGAUAUUAUGGCUCACCAGAAAUUUGCUUUGCGUCUUGGUUCCUGGUUAAACAAACUUAUGAGUUAUUCAAGUGAUUUUCGUCAGAUAUUUUGUCAAAUAUGUCUAAAAGAAGAAAGUGAUUCAGAGAAGCCUUGUCUUAUAAGCUCAUUGAUGCUUUGGGAUGCAAAACUUUACAAAGGCGCCCGGAAGAUCUUACAUGAAUUAAUCUUUAGCAGUUUUUUCAUGGAAAUGGAGUACAAAAAAAGUUUUGCCAUGGAAUUUGUUAAGCAUUACAAAACACUGCAGAGAGAGUACAUCAGUGAUGAUCAUGAAAAGCAGAUUUCUGUGACAGCGCUUUCCGUUCAGAUGUUCACAGUUCCUACAUUGGCUCGCCAUCUAAUUGAAGAACAAAAUGUAAUCACUGUUAUAACAGAGACACUACUUGAAGAGCUGCCGAAAUAUCUGGAUAAAAAUGGCAAGUUCAAUUUCCAGGGUUACAACCAAGAGAAACUAGUUCGAGUAUAUGCAGUCAUAUAUGACCUCAAAUAUAUUUUAAUCAGUAAGCCUACAGUGUGGACAGACAAACUGCGUGAGCAGUUUUUUGAAGGGUUCCGGUCCUUCCUGAAGAUUCUUACUUGCAUGCAGGGGAUGGAGGAAAUAAAGAGGCAAAUUGGUCAGCACAUUGAGGUGGAUCCUGAUUGGGAAGCAGCCAUUACUAUCCAGAUGCAACUGAAGAAUAUUCUCUUGAUGUUUCAGGAGUGGUGUGCCUGUGAUGAAGCUUUGUUGGGGAUGGCUUACAAGGAAUGCCAUGCAACAAAAAUGAGAUGUAGUGUGAGUAACUGUUCAUGGGACAAGACUGUGAUUCAUUUAUGUGGCCAUACUCUGGAAAGCAAACACUUCAAGGUAUCUGCAGAUCCUGUCAGCAUACAUCUACCAUUGUCCAGAAUGCUUGCUGGUCUGCACAUACAAUUGAGCAAAACUGGAGUAAUUUCCAGACUCCAAGAAUUCAUUACAUCUGAAGAAUUCCAAAUUCAGAUGUUGAUAGAAUAUCCUUUGCGUUGUCUAGCGUUGGUUGCUCAGGUUGCCGCAGAAAUGUGGAGAAGGAAUGGACUAUCUCUAAUAAGCCAGAUGUUUUAUUAUCAGGAUGUUAAAUGUCGAGAAGAAAUGUAUGAUAAGGAUAUAAUUCUCCUCCAGAUUGGGGCAUCUCUUAUGGAUCCAAACAGUUUUCUCUUGCUGGUACUCCAACGAUAUGAACUGCUUGAUUCUUUUAAGAAAAUUGUGCCAACCAAAGACCAGGAUUUGAAUAAGCAAUGCAACACAUUAAUAGAAGAAAUGCUUCAAGUUCUUAUCUACAUUGUGGGAGAAAGAUAUGUACCAGGAGUCAGUCAUGUGACAAAAGAAGAUGUUACUAUGCGAGAAAUUAUCCAUCUGCUUUGCAUUGAACCCAUGGCUCAUAGUGCUCUUGCGAAAUCUUUGCCGAAGGAUGAAAACAAUGAAACUGGUUUGGAGAAGGUUAUCCACAAAGUGGCCAUAUUCAAAAAACCAGGUGUAUCAGGUCAUGGAGUCUAUGAACUGAAGGAAGAAUGCCUCAAGGAGUACAAUGUAUUCUUUUAUCAUUACACCAAGACACAGCACAGCAAGGCUGAACAUAUGGAAAAGAAAAGAAGAGUGCAAGAAAACAGAGAUGAAGCUCUGCCACCUCCUCCACCUCCUGAAUUCAGUGCAGCUUUCAGAAAUGUGGUGAAAGUUCUGAACUCUGAUAUCAUGAUGCAUAUUCUCAGAACUGUGUUACAAAGAGUGCUAGAACUGGAAAGCCACUUGUGGACAGAAGCUAUGAUCCAGAUGGUUCUUCACCUUCUUGCUUUGGGGUUACUUGAAGAGAAGCAGCAAUUAGAGAAGGUUCCAGAGGAAGAAGUGACCUUUGACUUCUAUCACAAAGCAUCAAGAAUGGGAAGCUCUGCUUUGAAUGCAAUGAACAUACUAAUGAUUUUGGAAAAACUGAAAGGAAUUCAAUUGCUGGAAUCACAAAAAGACAUGAUCAACUGGGUACUACAGAUGUUUGACACAAUAAAACGUCUGAGAGAGAAGUCUUGUUUUCCCACAAUAGCUGCUGCACCUGGGCCAGAAUCUGCAAACACCAAUGAGAUACAAAGAACUCAAAAGGACAAGGAAAAGGCUGAGAGGAAGAGGAAGGCAGACGCAGCCAGACGUCAUCGCCAGAAGAUCAUGGCCCAGAUGUCUGCUUUGCAAAAGAAUUUCAUUGAAAGUCACAAGCUCUUAUAUGAAAAUAUGCAAGAAACACAGGGAAGAGAUGUUAUGGAAGAAGAGAGCCCGCCAAUUAUAGAUUAUACCAGAAUUGCCUUGGGACCCAAGAGAGGGCCAUCUGUUUCAGAAAAAGAAGUGUUGACAUGUAUCCUAUGUCAGGAAGAACAGGAAGUGAGGCUAGAGUGUGCUGCCAUGGUUUUAUCUGCCUGUGUUCAGAGAUCCACUGCCUUAACCCAGCAUAGGGGGAAAAUGCUUGAACUUUCUGGGGAUAAAAUAGAUCCUCUUUUCAUGGAUCCUGAUUUGUCAUGUGGAACUCAUACAGGAAGUUGUGGUCAUGUGAUGCAUGCUGCCUGCUGGCAGAAAUACUUUGAAGCCAUUCAUCUAACUCGCCAACGUCAUCACGUUGAACAGGUUUUUGACUUGGAGAAUGGAGAGUAUCUCUGCCCACUUUGCAAAUCUCUAUGCAAUACUGUGAUACCCAUUAUUCCUUUGCAAACACACAAGAUGAACAGUGAGGAUGCAGAGGUGGUGGCACAACUUCUGUCUUUGACAAAAUGGAUAGAGAUUAUUAUGGCCAGGAUAUCUGGUUACAACAAGAAAAACAAUGAAGAAGCAAAACAGAUUGUGCCAUCUGUACUUGACAGAAAAAUGGAAGAUGCUUCAUCUGAAUUCCAUUCCAUUCUUAGCUUUGGAGUUGAUCCUUUAGUCAGGUAUUCUAAUAGUAUCAAGGAGAUGGUGGUUCUCUUUGCCACUGCAGUUUACAGAAUUGGAUUAAAAGUGACACCCAAUGAAACUGAUCCACGCAUUCCUAUGAUGACUUGGAGCACAUGUGCAUUUACUGUCCAGUGUUUAGAGAAUCUUCUAGGAGAUGAGGGCAAGCCUUUAUUUGGUUCUCUGCAAAAUAGACAGCACAGUGGUCUUAAAGCUUUGCUACAGUUUGCCGUUGCUCAGAGGUCUACAUUUCCACAAAGCCUGAUCCAGCAACACCUUGUACGUCUCCUAGGAGUUCUUCUGCCCAGGUUAAAAGUGGAAGACACACCAUCCCUUCUAGAUGUAGAUCUCUUUCAUGUUUUGGUCAGUGCUGUGUUAUCAUUUCCAUCUUUGUAUUGGGAGGAUACUGUAGACUUACAACCUUCAUCUAUUAGCUCUGCCUGUAAUAAUCUCUACCUCUUCCACCUGAUCACUAUGGCACACAUAACACAAAUUAUCCUCACUACAACUACAGAGGGUGUGUCUGCUCAGGUACAGAACUAUAGUGAGGAAGCACGAGCAGCUGAUUCUUUCUGUAAAGAAGUUUGCCGGUACACAAGUGGAUGCUAUAGCCAAACAGUUCCAGGCUGGUAUUUGUGGGAUUGUAUUCAGAAGGGCAUCAUAUCCUACCUUCGUUGUGCUGCUUUGUUUUUCCAUUACUUGAUGGGAGUGCCUCCACCUGAGGAACUUUUGUUGGUUUCAGAGGAAGGCCAGUUCAAGGCACUUUGUGGGUACUUGUCUCUCCCCACCAAUCUGUUCUUGCUUUUCCAAGAAUAUUGGGAUACUGUAGAGCCUUUGCUCCAAAGGUGGUGUGCAGAUCCUGCUGUACUCAACUUUCUGAAGGGGAAAAGUAUUGCAAUAAGGUACCCAAGGAAAAGAAAUAAAUUAGUAGAGCUUCCAGAAGACUACAGUUGCCUUCUGAAUAAAGGCUCUCAGUUUAGGUGCCCUCGAUCCUCUGAUGAUGAAACCAAGCACGCUGUGUUGUGUUUGUUCUGUGGUGCUAUGCUGUGUUCUCAAAACAUCUGUUGUCAGGAGCUGGUGAAUGGGGAGGAACUAGGAGCCUGCACUUCACAUGCAGUCCAUUGUGGUGCUGGAGUGUGCAUUUUUCUCAAAAUCAGGGACUGCAAAGUUGUCUUGAUAGGGGGGAAAACCAGAGGCUCUUUCUAUCCUGCACCGUACCUAGAUGAAUAUGGAGAAACGGACCCAAAUCUGGCACGUGGCAAUCCUCUGCAUUUGUGUCAUGAACGCUAUCGGAAGCUCCACUUGCUGUGGCAGCAACACUGCAUCAUAGAAGAGAUUGCUCGAAGCCAGGAAACUAAUCAGAUCUUCUUUGGAUUCAAUUGGCACCUACUCUGAGUGCCAGGCUCUUCUGGAUUAAAUUGCCAUGACUGAAUCUCUUUAAAAGUUACACAGGAAAUAAUAAGAUGCUUAUUUUAAGGAGAAAUGUUUAGCCCAUUAAAUUAAAUAGAUUGUGUUGGAUCAAAUUUGCUUAGAGAAACACAAAUGCACACAACCUCUCAAUGUGAUUGCUGAUUGAGCUGAACCAGAAAUCAUUGUUUACUAGAAGUGGGAUGGUCAGUGGAUAUCUUGGGGAGGCUACUUUCCACCUGAGUCUGCUCUUCAUAGAUGCUGCAAACUGCCUUCUGUCAUCUUCAAUAUCUUAACCUAAAUAAAGGAACAGAUAAUAUUUUUCUUCACAUAUAUUAGCAGCAGCUCAGAAUGGACCUAAAGUUCCUUAAAUGGCUUCAGUGCAUCUGAAUAUGAGGACAAUUUACUUAGAACUAUUUAAUCCUUCCUCACCCGAUUCUGCAUCUAGUUUCCUCCUCCAGCUUUCGAAGUAGCCAUAGUCUGCAACUAACUUAGUCUGUGGUCUUAUUCUGAGAGGGAGCAUUGGUGCCAGGCAUCUAGCAAUCCAUAGCAACAGUCUGAGGGUUAAGCCGUGCAAAUGAGAAGUGCACUAUACAGGCUGCACAUUGGAGGAUUUUGGAAUUUACUGAGAAUACUUUGAGACUUGUGAGCAUCAGUUCACUCCUUAAACCACCACAAAACCUUCCAGUUGGAUGCACCAAAAUUCAGUGUUCAAUGAUCAGCAUCUUGUAAAAUGUCCUUUUUCUCCCCAGGAUUAUAGUCCAGGAUUUCAGUUACCCAUUAUCAUGGUCUGGCAAUGGUAGACAAAUGUUAUCUACAGCAAACUUUCUUCCUGUGGACCAGCAUAGGUCCCAGACUGCCAUGAAUAUGCAGCUGCUUUCAAGUCACUAACACCAUCUCUAGAGACUAAUAAAAGCAACUAAAUAAAAAUGGAAGUUAGCUUAGUAUAUGUACAAAGGGCUUUUCAUUGUAUGUUUUUGGUUCUGUGGAGACUCCAGUGACUGCAUGUAGUCUGGUCUCAUCAAGCUGACUAAAAAAACAAGUUGUUUUCAAUAGCUAAUGAGGUGCCACAAUUAUAAAAGAUGGCAUUCAAAUGUUUGUGUUGCUUUUCCUUGUAUAUUGAUUAGAGCCAUAAUUAUGUCAAGGGGAGCUUGUGAUAAGAAAGGAAAAAAUUCCUUAAUAAGCCUUUGGGUAACUAUUGUCUUCAAGGAAUUCUCCUUUUUCUGUCUUAAAAGUUAAAUUAUCCUGAUGCAGUUUAUUUGUGUGUUCUGGCCUUCCUACUUCCUUUUUUGAAGUAUUUUGUGUAUGUUUCAGAUUUUAAGAGUGAGUAUAAGAAAUGUGUGGGCUCAUGCGUUUUUAGUUUUUGAAAAAUUCAGUCUCCAGUUGGCAAAGUAAGAAGACAUGAUAGGCAAUUAAAUCAGAAGGUAUGAUUUCACAAUAUAAUAUCAAUGCACUGAGGAGUUAUCACUGUAUGGCAAUAGUGGAUGGGAAAAAAGGGCAGCAAUGCUUACUUGAUCUCCUGGCAGUGGAGUCUCUGCUGUUUACUGGAAGGAAGAGUGGGAGGGUCCAAGUGGAAUGGAAACUGGCGCUGUGCAAACACAUUGGCAGAGCCAAUAUGGCAUGCCUGUUGAUGCAUUUGCACAGCACUGACCUCCCUGCCACCUUGCCCCUCUUACUCUUCCUGCCAGUAAGCAGCAGUGGCUCCACUGCUGGGAGGACAGGUAAGCACCACCACCCCACCAACUGCUACUGGGGUACGGUGAGUUAGAAUGUUCGGUACUUAGAUAAUUUCUUUAAAAUGUUUAUCCGUUUAAGUUUCUUUGUGCAGUUCAGAUAGUCUUUAAUAACUGUCUGUGCCAUCAAGAUUUUGCUGUCUUAGUGGAUGUUUUUUUCUGGAUAUUAAAAAUUGUAAAUCACUCUGCAGAUGAACAUCAUUUUGGAAACUUCCAAAUGGAGGUUUAAGCGGCUUACAGAAAAUAGCAAUUGUUAAGGAGACAUGUGCUGAGGUUAGUGCAAAAUGUUCCAGUAAUGCUUCAUGCUAAGCAGAGAUGAGCCAGGGUUCAUCCUGUUUUGAUCGCAUUCACUGACUCUGUCAUCUUUUGUUUAUACACCCAUUUGCUCAUGCUGUCUUACUUAUGAUUCAAUACUUGUCCUUGUCCUGCCAGAGUAGAUUCUACGUAUCCCCAAUGGUAGUUCUGUGUUAGCCCAGGAGGAUCUCUUACUGAUUUGGGCAUCCUGUGUUGUUUUUCUGAUGUGGGUGGUUUUCACACGUGGAAUAAUCACUUCUCCUAGAUGAAAAUAGUGAGGACUUCUACCAAUAUUCCUUGUUCAGCAUGGUAAUUGCCAAGAGAGGCUUGUAAACAGAUGUCUAAUGAUAAGAAUGUGAGAGCUAAUUCCACUGUGAAGUCCUCAAACAGUCAAAUAAUGAAUUAGACCUUGAACACAAUGGGCAUGAUCCAGGUAGUCCCAUCGAUUCAAUUAGAGAAUUAAGUAUAUUCUUAAUUUUCUUAAAUUGAAAUCAGAUUUUAAAAUGUUUAAGAUUAUCCAGAAUGCACUCAGUAGGAUUAGUUUUCAGUUUAGUUACAUGUGAAUAUUGCUGUUUAUUGAAUACAACAGUAUACAACCACAGCAGCUAUCAGUAACAGUAUGUAGUCAUUUACAGGAAGCUAAAAUUUCACCCGGCUGUUGGCUGGAGGAGAGGCCAAAUUAGGGGAACCGAAAUAUGCUCCUUUCUCUUGCUGAACAGCCACUGGUUGGGAUUCCUCUUCUUUUAAAGGGUUGUCUGCACGCAAGCCACAUUUUGUGUGCCAUUUCCUAUCUAGCUAAGGAUAUGCGUACAAACAUCUAGCUGAAUUGGGAGCUUUAUACACAGUGGUCAGCUUCUUCAAUUUACCCUGCUUUUUAAAAAUCCUAGUUUGAGAAAAAUUAGAGGCAAACAAACAAGCUGGCUUCUGUUCUUAAGUGUUUGGACUUUUCUAGCAAAUAAACUCAUGCACAGAUUGAGGGUGAAUGGUCAUUUUUAGUUUCAUUAAUUACUAUGCAGUUUAGUUCACUGUGACAAUAAUCUGUAUUUAGUGAACAUGCAGUGCUAAUGCUAUUGAUAUUAAUUAUAAGGAAGAUGAAUGGAAUUUAUUUACAUACAUGCAUAUAUUAUCCUUUAAUUGCAAAAAUGUAAAUUUGAGCCUUGUAUAAUGUUCUUGUCCUUUUAAAAUAUCUUGUAUAUGUAUAUU
Messenger RNA from Rhineura floridana, 8720 nucleotides. It is a transcript of the gene UBR1, whose product is annotated as ubiquitin protein ligase E3 component n-recognin 1. NCBI's taxonomy places the organism in Eukaryota, Metazoa, Chordata, Lepidosauria, Squamata, Rhineuridae. The record is from RefSeq and is a predicted model, not a curated record. Gene Ontology annotation, biological process: protein ubiquitination; ubiquitin-dependent protein catabolic process via the N-end rule pathway. The transcript is spliced from 47 exons. Gene Ontology annotation, molecular function: ubiquitin protein ligase activity; zinc ion binding. The coding region runs from base 211 to 5478 and encodes 1755 amino acids. Gene Ontology annotation, cellular component: cytoplasm; ubiquitin ligase complex.